Molecule: messenger RNA, 768 nt
Organism: Penicillium macrosclerotiorum
Lineage: Eukaryota; Fungi; Ascomycota; Eurotiomycetes; Eurotiales; Aspergillaceae
Product: phosphatidylglycerophosphatase
Exons: 1
Coding region: 1-768 (255 amino acids)
Molecular function (GO): phosphatidylglycerophosphatase activity
Source: RefSeq, a predicted model, not a curated record
AUGGCCGGCUCGCCCAAUUCCAACCUGCGCGGCUUCAACCACGCCGUACAAACACUCCUCAAACAACCGGCCCAAUUCCUCCCACACCUCACUAUCCCGACUUUCACUCACCUUCCAGAAGAUCUCGGUCCUCAUCUCAUCGGUACAGCCGGUAAAGGAAGCGCAGGCGCCUCCGAGUCUCCCGAGAAAGCCAGCACACCCGCGCAACCACGAAUCCCCAGGAUCCGCGCCCUCGUCCUCGACAAAGACAAUACCCUCUGCCCUCCCAAAACCACCACUUUCCCUCCAAAGAUUUUGGAAAAGCUACAUGAGCUCCGGAACUCGCCCACUUCUCCUUUCCACCAGGCGCGCAACCCACACGCCAUUCUCAUCGUUUCCAACCGCGCCGGCAGCCACCCGAAUUACGACGGUGAGGUCAGCGCGCUGGAAGAGCAACUCGCGCAUCUGCGCAUACCGGUGUUCCGACUGCCGACUGGGACGGAAAAGAAACCGUUCUGCGGCGAGGAAGUGGUGCAGUGGUUCCGCGAGCACGAGGUGAUCCAGUCGCCGCAUGAGAUCGCCGUCGUGGGAGAUCGACUCGGUACGGAUGUGAUUAUGGCAGGGAUGAUGGGGUCGUGGAGUGUAUGGUGCAAAGAGGGGGUAUUUGAACCGGGCGAGCGGGGAAAGCCAGAGCGCAAUGUUUUGGAGAAGAUGGAAGUGUGGAUUGAGAAGUAUCUUCGUGAGAAAAAAGGUUAUACGGCGCCGGCGCCAAAGGGCUGGGAACAGUGA